AUAAUGUUCUAUAAUAGUUGAGAAACAAAGGGACACGGAAUAAUCGUGUCGUUUCCCUUGUGAAAAAUUAUCAAAUUUGAUUCGAUGGUGAUUAACGUUGUUAAGCCUUAUGGUUUCUUGCGAAAAAUCGCGAUCAAAGUGAACGCAACUUGGUAGCUUAUAUUAGUAGCUAUUUUUGACCCGUCUAUUUAAUACGAUACCGCGGCCAAUUCAAAUAUUACUCCGAGGAUUUAACGAUCACCCUGUUCCGCUAGCGAAAAGGUUUCUUCGAACGCGUGAUUCGCGUCGAUCAAUUUCCAAGACGACAAAACGGAGCCGUCUCGUCGCGUAUAAUAAAACGCAAUCCACGGUCCCGUGGAUCGUGCAGAACGCCGCCGAAAAAGUCAAUAAAUCGUCGGGUUUUCUCUUUGUGCCGAACGCCGAACGAUACCUUCCCUCGAUAUAUCAACGUCCAUUUCAUCCCCGAGCGGACAUCAAUUACAAGACCAUCUCGAGACGUUCAUUUAUUAUUGAAAAGGAAACGUAAUAUCGUGGAUGAUCGGUGACUCGAAGGUGUUUGAUACGUAACGCGGAAAACUUGCCGACGCUUGUUCGCGAAAAAAAAAUACGAGACGCGGGGUGCAGCUUACGGCAGCCUAGUAAAGAUGACGGACGAACUGUUGUUCUCCGCUUUGGGAUUAACCACGGACACCGGUGUCGAGAGGCAACUGUUCACCAGCUCGAACACAGUCUCCUGCGACUACGAACCAUCUUCUUGCAGAACCACACCUCACAGUGACUAUUCAGAGACUAUCGACAGUCAUUCGAAUAAUUUUGCCAAUCCUAUACAGUGUUACACGGAUCUGACCUGUCCGACGAAGACUUUCUGGAACGAGUGGUCUGAUAACACCUCUACGUCUCUCUCGGGCUGUCUGAGUGAACUGAGCGAAUUAGACUCGGAACUGGAAUGGUGUUUAGACAAAAGUUGGAACUCUGGCCUUCCAGAAAGGACACCGUUGUGUACCGCAGGAUGCGAGGGUUUCCUACACCUGCCAUUACCGAAUCCACAGCAAACCUUUCAACACGAAGAACCAUUAUGGGUGCUCGGCAUCGAUUUGAGAGCACUCGAUGAUACUAUGGAAACGAGUGGAAUUGAUUACAAUAAUAACCAGGUAGAAGAGAAUCUCAUCUCAUCAGCAGCUGCUGCUGCUGCAUUGGCAACUCAUGACUAUACUAAUCGCAGUUUCGCGAACGCGGCUGAAGACCGAUGUUUUCCUUGCACUUACCAAGGAUGCGUGAAGGUGUACGCAAAAGCAUCCCACCUGAAAGCCCAUCUCCGUCGACACACCGGUGAAAAACCAUUCGCCUGCACGUGGUCAGGAUGCGGAUGGCGUUUCAGUCGAUCAGACGAGCUGGCAAGGCAUCGACGUUCUCAUUCAGGAGUGAAACCGUACCCUUGCGAAAUGUGUUCCAAGAGAUUUGCACGCAGUGACCAUCUGGCCAAACAUCGCAAAGUGCAUAGAAAGAACGCGUAUCCAUUGUUCCACGCCGGUAGAGGACUACGAGGAGGGAAGAUGAACAACAUUGUGCCAACGGAGAUAUAGCUCUAUGAUAAAUGUGUGAUUCUACGACGACAGUAUCUCGAAGAAUUUUUUCUCCAUUUUUCCCUCCCUCCUCCCUCUUCCUUUCUUUCUUACUUUUAAUGUACUUAAUUGAAACACCACCGACUAUCCUAAUUCGCCAAACACCUUUCCCGUAAAUGUUCCGAAUGAAAUAGAAAACGCUCUUUCAAUGACUGUCUUGAUGACGGUGUGAAAGAAGAGCAAACGAACGAGACAAAAGAGAUUAAACAAUACUACGAGAGUAGUUUACCUUUAAAACGGUUCAAGAUACUGGACUAGAUUAAAUGACAAACUUUUAAGUGACAAUAAAUAUCAUUGAAAAUA
Osmia bicornis bicornis is the source of this 1925-nucleotide messenger RNA. RefSeq names its product Wilms tumor protein homolog. The transcript has 5 exons. The record is from RefSeq and is a predicted model, not a curated record. Gene Ontology annotation, biological process: regulation of transcription by RNA polymerase II. The coding region runs from base 645 to 1583 and encodes 312 amino acids. Gene Ontology annotation, molecular function: DNA-binding transcription factor activity, RNA polymerase II-specific; RNA polymerase II cis-regulatory region sequence-specific DNA binding. Lineage: Eukaryota; Metazoa; Arthropoda; Insecta; Hymenoptera; Megachilidae.